Messenger RNA from Theileria orientalis strain Shintoku, 2877 nucleotides. RefSeq lists its product as uncharacterized. Lineage: Eukaryota; Apicomplexa; Aconoidasida; Piroplasmida; Theileriidae. Gene Ontology annotation, molecular function: RNA polymerase II complex binding. The record is from RefSeq and is a predicted model, not a curated record. Gene Ontology annotation, biological process: mRNA 3'-end processing. The transcript has a single exon. Bases 1 to 2877 code for a protein of 958 amino acids. Gene Ontology annotation, cellular component: RNA polymerase II, holoenzyme.
AUGAAAUCAAUAUAUAGUUGUACAAUAUUAAUAAUCAUUUUACUGUCACAACUCGAUAUAUUCACUUUCGUCGAGUAUGCUUCCGCAAAUAGUGGUUCGGGAACUCCUAUUGUAGUUAACAUUGAUUCUAAGAGAUCAACAAACCAAGUUACUUUUGAAGAAAAUAAAAAGAAGAAACGUUCAAUAUAUACUUGUAAAUCAGGAUUUCUGAUCAAACAAAUUACAUCAGGUGGGCAAACUUUAUGGCAAGCCAAGGAUAGGGUAUAUGCUGACAGAAUAGCAUUUGCACUAGAUGAGAAAGGUAAACCCAAGGCCAAGAUUUUGUAUCCAGGAGACCCUGCUUUUGAUGUAAAUGACGGUGAAGAUGCCUCUGAUGAUGAAGGUGAAGGUGAGGAUUCCGAUGUAGAAGGUGGAAAGAUUACAAAUGAUCAACCAGCCAAGAUUAAGGCUAAAGCCGCAGCUGCUGCUAAAACGGCUGCUACUCCACAUAAAGUCAAAGCAAUUCCAGUUGCUGCUGAAUCUGGUGGUGGUAAAACAUUGGACAUACCAUUAGGUGAAACAUCACAGGAGGAGGAUGGGGAUAAGGAUGAUGGAAUUAUUGUAGUAGAACAGAAGAGAUCACCAUCAAAGACUUCAACGGCGCACAUAGUUCAUAGCUCAGCACCAAAAGUCACUGCAGCACAAGCAGCAGCUCCAAUAUCAUUCCAAGCACCGACCCAACCUAAAUACGCGGUGUCAACAACAGAAGUAAAGAAAACAGCAGGAGCUCCUGCAGCACCAGUAUCAGGACGGCAAAAUGCUAAAGCUGAUUUGAUGGCUCAACUUCAAAAAAUGGCCCAAGAGAUGAACAAUGAAAUUAGUCAACUGACAGCUGAAGUUCAGAGGAGGCAAGCAGGAGGAGCAGCUGCGCCUCCAGCAUCAGUAUCAACAGCAGUACCAGCAGCCCCAGUAGCAACCGCAGCACCCGCAGCACCCGCAUUUGCAGCUCCACCAGCCGCACAUGUUCCUGCACCUGCAGAAGAGUUUGAAGUGGUGGAUGCACAACCACCAGCACCUCCAAAGAAACAAUAUGUAACUUCAGUGGAAGUUGUGCAGAGACCUCCCAAAGCAAAGGCACAGCCUGCGUUCACCCAUGCGCAUAUUCCAGCAGAUGUGAAGGUGGCAGCAGAUACAGGUUUCGCUGCACACCUAGUGGAUGGUGCGCACCAAGUGAAACAAGGUGAAUUUCAAGGAGAUAAAAUCGAGCUAUUACAUCACAAGGUCGACAGAGUUUAUUCAGAACUUGCAAUAUUGCGUCUCGACCAUGCAAGAAUGAACGCAAAGCUUGACGCGUUCAUUGCAGCACUCUCAACAGGUGGGUCAAUGGCCACAGCAGCCGGCGCUGCAGCUUCAGCAGUGUCUCAUUCUGCACAUGCCGGUGCUCACAUACCCAGGUCGGCUGGAGAUGAUGCAAUCACUGCAUAUCAGCUUGCAGCUGAAUUCCCAACAGGAUGGCAUGGGCACAGCUUUGCAAGAACCGGUUUAAAGGUUGAUUUAGCACAACUCCCUAGUUCAACUGCUGACUAUGAUGUAAAGGAACAGGGUGAUAUUGUUACAUUAUUAUUCAACAAGGGAAAAAAUGCAGAUGACGUCAGUUGUGCUGGAGCUUCUGUAUGGGACUUUUACCUCAUGAAGUCAGAUUCCAGUUAUCCCUCUUCUUUGAGAUACAAUAGGAAAACAUUAAAAAUUUUAUUAAACUUUGACAAAUUCUUAAUUCUUUAUGAGAAGGAUAGUGACGGCAAAUGGCAAGAAGCAAAGAAAAUGGAAUUAAGUGCCGUGGAUUUGAUUGUAAAGAAAUCUGACUUUACAAAUAAUGAUUAUAAAUUUAAUGCAGACAGUUCUGAGAAAAGAUAUACUUAUGAAGCUAAAGAUGGAAAGGCAUUUAAAUCUGUUAAACAUGAAGACAUGGAUGUUUGGAGGACGCAAAGCUUAAUUGAUUAUGCAGUUAAGGUUGAAAUGAAGGAAUAUAUCGAUAACAUGAUGGAUAUGACAUUACAUUUCAUAGAUAGAUCGGUACUGAAGUACGUCAAGGAAUCAGCAGCAGCAAAUUGGGUGUUCGUUGACCCAAGCACGGUGACAGCAGCGUCUGUGAAUGUGUUUAGUUCAGAGGAGACUUAUUCUUACACAAUUUCUAUUGAUACAAACGGAGUCAAGUCAUUCAAGGCAAAUGAAGGUUUCAAAUUUAACAAGGUUAUUGCAAAGCAGGGAACGACAUUCAAGACUGUAUGUGAAACCCAAAAUGAACUUAACUUCGCAAGUAGAGUUGACUUUGAUGCAAUGGGAGCAACAAGAAAAAUCACACUUCACUACGGUGUGGGAACAGCUGUAUCAAAGAAGGUAUUUGAGGAGACAGCUGUGGGAUGGAAAGCAGAAGGUUCUGCAGGCGCACCAGCACAUCAAGCAGCAUCCACAGGUACAUCUGGUUUAUCAGCAUCUUCAUCUACGACACCAUCAACUACAAACCUAACUGGCAUGGGAGCAAUGGGUGCGUCUACUGCCAACUUGUCAACUACACCGACUUCAUCCUCAACUACAAACUUAUCUAGUUCAUCUGGAUUAGCCACUUCAACUAUGAAUUUAGCAAGUGCUGGCACAACCCCCAUGACAGGUAGUGCUGGACAAGCAUCAGAAGCCAAUGCAGGUGCUAAUGCAGGUGCUCGUACAUCUGCAACAACACCCGCUCAAUCAACAUCGAAUGCAUCAUCAACAGAUAGUGCCGCUAAUGUGAAUGGAACAGGAUCAUCUGGUUCUACUCCAGCAGAUGGAACAGGAUCUGCAGCACCCACAACAGGAACUGAUAGUUCUGCUACCACUACUAAUGCAGGAGCCACCUCAUGA